GAAACAAAUUUAGAUUUAAACACUAUCUAAGAAACAAAAAAACGUUAAAGAAAAAUGGGAGAAACAGAAGACAAGAUAGUGAAGAAUCAUGGUGAUAACGAAGAGAAACACAACAAGGCUGAGAAAACAGAGGAGAAAGAGAAGAAGAAGGAUAAAGAUAAGAAGGAUAAGCACGAGGACGAUAAAAAUGGAGGAGGAGGAGAAGAAGGCGAAGAUCAAGAGAAGAAAAGCAAGAAGAAAGAUAAGAAGACGAAGAAAGAGAAGAACCCUGAAGAUAAAAAAGAUCCAGAGAAGUUGAAGUUGAAACUUAAGAAGAUUGAAGACAAGAUUCAAGCUAUGGUCUUAAAGAAAGAUGAGAUCGUGAAGCUUAUUCAUGACGCAGAACAAGGUAAGACGACUACUUCAGUGGAUGCACCACCACCUACUAACUAACUAAUUCAAAUGCAAAACUAAAGUUUCAAGUUAACCCCAUAAUUUUGUAUCUAUAUAUUUAUCACUCCGUUCAAUAAGAAGUACUGAUGAAUGUUGUU
Messenger RNA from Eutrema salsugineum, 530 nucleotides. RefSeq names its product protein PXR1. NCBI's taxonomy places the organism in Eukaryota, Viridiplantae, Streptophyta, Magnoliopsida, Brassicales, Brassicaceae. The coding region runs from base 55 to 432 and encodes 125 amino acids. The transcript has a single exon. The record is from RefSeq and is a predicted model, not a curated record.